ACCUUGCUUAUUGUUUCCUCCAGGUUGCAUUCCUUUCGAAUUCAUCCCUCCCAAAUGGAGAUAAUUAAGAGGGACCCAGCUAAAAAGGAUUGGUGGACUGAUUCUGCUCCUUCAGGCCCAUUUAUUUACACACCUUUCAGCAAGGGUGGUACAACUGACAGUAAUAAGCAGGAGUUAACAUGGAUUGUUGGGGAACCGGUUCAAGUUCUUGUGGAAUUGGCUAAUCCCUGUGCCUUUGAGUUAAUGGUUGAGAGCAUCUAUCUUUGCAUUCAUUCUGGGAACUUUGAUGCUUUUCCUGUAAGUGUAAAUCUUCCACCAAACACGGCCAAGGUUAUUUUGUUGUCAGGAAUUCCAACAAAGAUAGGUCCUGUUACAAUUCCUGGAUGCAUUGUGCAUUGUUUUGGCGUUAUCACAGAGCAUCUUUUCAGAGAUGUUGAUAAUUUGCUUCUUGGAGCAGCACAAGGCCUUGUUCUUUCUGAUCCUUUCAGAUGCUGUGGAUCUGUAAAAUUGAAAAAUGUUACUGUCCCAACUAUUUCAGUGGUACCACCCUUGCCACUACUGGUUUCUUAUGUGGUAGGGGGCGAUGGUACAACAAUUUUGUAUGAAGGUGAAAUUCGUGAUAUUCGGAUUCGACUAACAAAUGCUGGAACAGUGCCAAUUGAACAAGCACAUAUAUCAUUGUCAGGGAAAAAUCAAAAUUCUGUUAUGUCUAUUGCGCAUGAAACUUUAAAUUCAGCCCUACCUUUGAAACCUGGUGCAGAGGUGAUCCUCACAGUGAUUAUAAAAGCAUGGAAGCUUAGCUUGGCAGAUCCUGAUCAUGAUCCUAGCAAGAGCACUUCUGGAAUUAUGAGGGGUGUAUCAAAGGAAGGAAGCAAUCCUUUCUUAGUUAUCCACUAUGCUGGGCCGAUGUCAAAUACAGAUGACUUGAAUUCCAGUGAAGCUUCUGUAUCACCAGGAAGGCGCUUGGUUGUUCCAUUGCAUAUUUGUGUUGUACAAGGAUUGCGUUUUGUAAAGGCUCGCUUACUUUCAAUGGAAAUUCCUGCACGUAUCAGUGAAACCCCUCCACAGCCAGUUUCCCUUAAUGAUAAUAGUUCUGAAGAGAUCACUGUAUUUAGUAGAAUUGAUAGCUUGGUUAAGAUUGAUCCAUACAGGGGAAGUUGGGAGCUGCGGCUUCUCGAGCUCGAGUUAUCAAAUCCGACCGAUGUCGUGUUUGAUGUUAAUGUUUCUAUCCAACUAGACAUUUCCAUGAAUGAUAACAAUCUCGCAGCUGUCGAUCAUGACACUGCUGAAUUUGGGUGCCCAAAGACUAGAAUUGACCACGACUGCUCCGCGCGCGUUUUGAUACCACUCGAACACUUUAAAUUGCCCAUUCUGGACAAUUCCUUGUUUGCAAAGAAUCUGAAUCUUCUGGCUAAUGAUGCUCUUAUAAGUAAAUCUCCAAGUUCUACAGAGAGGAAUUCCAAGGCUGAAUUAGCUGCUUCUAUUUCCAACUUGGUUUCAAAAAUAAAAGUUAGAUGGCAAUCUGGGCGGAAUAGUUCUGGGGAGUUGAACAUUAAGGAUGCUGUUCAAGCAGCUUUGCAGAUGUCAGUAAUGGAUAUUUUACUUCCAGAUCCUUUAACAUUUGUAUUCAGGUUAAUGAAUAGAAGAUCCAGAACAGAUAAUAUUGAUGAUGCAACAAAAGUGAACGGUGAUGCGAUAAAAGUAAUGUACCGGAGUUCUAUCUCAGCUCAUGAGAUGAUUGACUUAGAAGUUCUAAUUCGCAAUAACACAAGGGAGUUAAUCCGAAUGAGCCUCAGUUUAACUUGCAGAGAUGUGGCUGGGGAUAAUUGCAUUGACGGGAAUAAUGCCACCGUUCUAUGGGCUGGUAUUCUAACUGGAAUAAGCUUGGAGAUCCCUCCCCUUGAGGAGGUGGCGCAUCCUUUUUCACUCUAUUUUCUGGUGCCAGGAGAGUACACUCUGCUGGCUGCCGCUGUAAUAGAUGAUCCAAACGAUGUGCUUCGUGCUCGAGCAAGAACUGAUUCAGCAGAUGACCCUAUUUUCUGCCGUGGCUCCCCUUUCAGAAUCAGUGUCACCGGAACUGCUUAAGGUAUUCUUGCACUUAUAUAUACUGCCUCUGCUUGCUAUUGUAAAUGAAUAUUGUGAUAAUAACUCUUUGGUUCCUUUUUUUUUUUAAUUUUUAAUUUUCGGUGUUAGCUCUUGUUA
Dendrobium catenatum is the source of this 2202-nucleotide messenger RNA. RefSeq names its product trafficking protein particle complex II-specific subunit 120 homolog. The transcript has 3 exons. Gene Ontology annotation, cellular component: trans-Golgi network. The record is from RefSeq and is a predicted model, not a curated record. Lineage: Eukaryota; Viridiplantae; Streptophyta; Magnoliopsida; Asparagales; Orchidaceae. Bases 55 to 2085 code for a protein of 676 amino acids.